Colletotrichum higginsianum IMI 349063 is the source of this 489-nucleotide messenger RNA. RefSeq lists its product as uncharacterized. The coding region runs from base 1 to 489 and encodes 162 amino acids. The transcript is spliced from 2 exons. The record is from RefSeq and is a predicted model, not a curated record. Lineage: Eukaryota; Fungi; Ascomycota; Sordariomycetes; Glomerellales; Glomerellaceae.
AUGGCCAGAAUGAGGGCAAAGAGCUCUGAUGAUGAAAUCAGCCUCGACUGGGAAGCAAGACUCUUGACGCCCGUCAAUUGGAGAGGACGCGCCUUCCACCACGAAACAAUGAAUUUUUUUGGCAGCACCACGGCCUACCCCGUCACAAGGGUUCCGCUAAAAGAGGUGAUGGAUGCUGCUGAAGACUUGCAUCUUCUAGCCCACUUGGCCAGCUCCAUCAAUGCCAUGGUCGAAGCCGUAGACGAGGACUUUGUCGCCACGCAAACGGCCCUUAUGUGCGCCUGUCCGGAUUUACGAUUCCUAUGCACCAACAUCUGCCUGGAGCACCCGACAGGCUUUAGCGUCGAUUCCUGGAGGACCAUCGGAGUGGACCUCACAUGGGAUAUUUCAGGGGUCCCGACGACAAUGGCAGAUGUUGUGCGCCCAGUCAACGCUACUACUAGGGAGGACCUCAAAGUCGCCCUGCAGUUGGGUUCUCAGGCCUACUAA